AUGAGUCAUCGAAAAUUCGAACACCCCCGUCAUGGUAAUCUUGGAUUCUUACCGAAAAAGCGAGCACGUCGUCAUCGUGGCAAAGUGAAAUCAUUUCCAAAAGAUGAUCCCAAAAAACCAGUUCAUCUUACCGCUUUCAUUGGCUAUAAAGCGGGUAUGACGCACAUUGUCCGUGAAGUCGAUCGUCCAGCUUCAAAAUUGAACAAAAAAGAAACUGUCGAAGCUGUAACCAUCAUCGAAACACCUCCCAUGGUCAUCGUUGGUGUCGUUGGUUACAUCGUUACACCACGUGGUCUUCGUGCAUACAAAACCAUCUAUGCUCAACACUUGAACGAAGAAUGUCGUCGACGAUUCUACAAGAACUGGUAUUCGUCGAAACGAAAAGCUUUCUCGAAAUAUUCACAAAAAUGGAAUGAUGAUGCCGGAAAGAAAGCACUUGACAAUGACUUCAAGCAAAUGGCAAAAUACUGUAAAGUUAUCCGUGUGUUAGCUCAUACACAAAUGAAACUGUUACGUAAACGACAAAAGAAAGCUCACAUCAUGGAGAUUCAAUUGAACGGUGGUACCGUCGAACAAAAGAUUGCUUUUGCUCGCGAACAUUUAGAAAAACAAGUGCCCGUCACCCAAGUGUUCUCCAAAGACGAAAUGAUUGAUACCAUCUCUGUCACCAAAGGUCGCGGCUUCAAAGGUGUCACAUCACGUUGGCAUACAAGAAAAUUACCACGUAAAACACACAAAGGUUUACGUAAAGUCGCUUGUAUUGGUGCUUGGCAUCCAGCCCAUGUUUCACGAGCUGUUGCACGUGCUGGUCAAAAGGGUUACCAUCACCGAACAGAAAUCAACAAGAAGAUCUACCGUAUCGGCGAUGCUGUUCAAGUCAAAGAUGGUAAAACAGUGAAAAAUACCGGCUCAACUGACCAUGAUCCAACUGAAAAAACCAUCAAUCCAAUGGGUGGUUUCCCACAUUACGGUGAAGUUAAACAAGAUUUCAUCAUGAUCAAAGGCUGUUGCAUUGGUCCAAAGAAACGUCCAAUUACUUUACGUAAAUCAUUGAUUCUCAAUCCGAAACGUUCACACCGGGAACAAAUCGAUUUACGUUUUAUCGAUACAUCGUCCAAAUUCGGACACGGUCGAUUUCAAACUCACGAAGAAAAGCGCAACUUCAUGGGUCCACUCAAGAAACAUCGUCUCCAAGAAGAACAACAGACAGCCCAACCAUCAUCAACAACAACAGCACCAACACAAUCCGCUUAA
Molecule: messenger RNA, 1254 nt
Organism: Adineta ricciae
Lineage: Eukaryota; Metazoa; Rotifera; Eurotatoria; Adinetida; Adinetidae
Source: the annotation of a GenBank genome assembly